UUUUCUUUUAUUUUUACUUCAUUUAGAGAUUUCCUUGUCAUGCCUAGUUGGGAACUAAACUAAUGGCUGUCAGCUUCUCUCCAAUUAGCAUCUCAUCCUCCCCUCAAAUCCUCAAGAACAAAAAUCUCAGCUACUACACUUCCCCUUGACGUACAACACUGCCAGAACGAAAGUGGGAGCGCCCAAGCUUCACUUCAUGUCAGAUCAGGUCUUCAGUCUUCCCAGGACAGAUUGCGAGAGAAACAAUGACCCUCCCGCUUUGCCCACAUCCACAUGUUUAUCUAAAUUCAUUCUCAGCUUUACCAUUGAAGAAAAUAUCCACCAGAAAGAUCAGAAAUUCAAUACGUGCCUUAUCGACCACACCAUCUGAGAUGGAACAGCCGAUGAGAGGGCAGAGGUUAAUGGACUUUCCUCAUCUCUUGGCUCCUCACAAAGAUUUAAUGGUGGGUCUAAUCUCAGCCGUGGAUAAACGCCUUCAUGGUCAUCUCCUUCCUUCUUCAGCCUCAGUCCCUCCUGAUGCUGAAUACUAUCAGAACCAGAGCGGUGCUUCUCAAGGUUCUCUUUGCAUCAACCGUGGAGUCGAUUCCUCUCAUAUUGAUUUCAUAUUGACGAGUUGGCUACACUUGUCCUUACCAAACGGAGGAGCAAUGGACAUCACUAACAUCCAAGGCUAUCUCAAAUCUUCAACAGAUGCACCACAUUUUCAAUUCGAGCUGGUCCAAUGCAGCCCAACAUACUUCAUCUUCUUUCUUGAUUUAAUUCCAAGGAAAGACCUUGUUCUUCACCCAGAUUACCUCAAAACGUUUUAUGAAGAUUCUCAACUUGAAGCACUUAGGAAACAACUUGACACACAAGUCCUUGAAGCCAAACCCUACUUCUCAUCUUCCCUCUACUUUCGAAAUGUUGUUUCUCCCACAGGGAUUUUGGUUAGCAUAACAUGUGAGGACGGUGGAACGACGGAGCGUGCUGAAGAAAUUAUUCGCGACAAUAUUGAUCCCAUAGCUAAUGAGGUUCUUGAACUAUGGAUGGAUAGUUGUGUUUGUAAAGGAGGAACGGCUACUAUUGAGGAAAAUGAGAGGGAUCAUCUGGAGAAAAGAGAUCGAAUGAUAAAGAGUAGAGCAGUUGAGAUGGAUUUGAGCUCAAGCAUGCCUAUUCAAUUUGGACAAGAUGUGGCAGACAGAAUCUUGGGAGUUAUAAGAGGUGUUUUUAGGAUAUGAUCAUGUUUUCUUCAAUCCUUCUUAGUGAUCCAUGGAAGUGAAAAUUGGUGUAUGUUCAAAUCAAUCAAGAAGUUUAAAAGAAUUCAGUAGUCUUCAUACAAUAAUUGACAGUUAAUAUUGUAUUGAAAUUGGGAUUUAAAUUUCUGUAAAUAAGGUUAUUGCAUUUAAACAAAAAGGUAAGUUUCUUUAUUUUA
Messenger RNA from Populus trichocarpa (black cottonwood), 1411 nucleotides. Its product is annotated as red chlorophyll catabolite reductase. Gene Ontology annotation, molecular function: red chlorophyll catabolite reductase activity. The record is from RefSeq and is a predicted model, not a curated record. The transcript has 3 exons. Gene Ontology annotation, cellular component: chloroplast. Gene Ontology annotation, biological process: chlorophyll catabolic process. The coding region runs from base 246 to 1217 and encodes 323 amino acids. NCBI's taxonomy places the organism in Eukaryota, Viridiplantae, Streptophyta, Magnoliopsida, Malpighiales, Salicaceae.